Molecule: messenger RNA, 1188 nt
Organism: Scomber japonicus (chub mackerel)
Lineage: Eukaryota; Metazoa; Chordata; Actinopteri; Scombriformes; Scombridae
Gene: doc2b
Product: double C2-like domains, beta
Exons: 9
Coding region: 1-1188 (395 amino acids)
Cellular component (GO): membrane
Source: RefSeq, a predicted model, not a curated record
AUGACACAACGCAAAGGCGAGAAACCCACCAUCAGCAUCCAGGAGCACAUGGCCAUUGACGUGUGCCCUGGCCCCAUCCAGCCCAUAAAGCAGAUCUCUGACUACUUUCCCCGUUACCCGCGGGGCCUCCCCCCUGCUGCGCCCCACCAAGCGGGCCACGCCGGGUCCCUGCGCUCUGCCCUCUCCACAUCCACCUCUGCCGCCGAAAGUGACCGCCCCAAUGAGGAUAACCCAGACCGGGCUUGUGCCGGAGCCUCCGCCUCCUUGCAGGCCGCCAAGAGGGAUGAGGAACCUGAUGUUGAGGGAUACGACUCAGAUGACUCCACCACACUGGGGACCUUGGAGUUCAGUUUGCUCUAUGACCAGGAGAACAAUGCACUGCACUGCACCAUUAACAAAGCCAAGGGGCUCAAGCCGAUGGACCACAAUGGGCUUUCAGACCCCUAUGUUAAGCUGCACCUACUGCCUGGCGCCAGCAAGGCCAAUAAACUUAGAACCAAGACCCUGCACAACACACUCAACCCUGUCUGGAGCGAGACCCUGACCUACUACGGAAUCACUGACGAGGAUAUGGUCCGAAAAACACUCAGGAUUUCAGUGUGUGAUGAGGACAAAUUCCGCCACAACGAGUUCAUCGGGGAAACGCGAAUCCCCCUUAAGAAGCUGAAGCCCAACCAAACCAAGAACUUCAACAACUGCCUGGAGAAACAGUUACCUGUUAACAAGACAGAAGACAAGUCGCUAGAGGAACGAGGACGCAUCAUGAUUUCACUGAAGUACAACACCCAGAAGUCUUGCCUUGUUGUUGGCAUCAUUCGCUGUGCUCACCUCGCCGCCAUGGACGCCAACGGCUUCUCCGACCCUUACGUCAAAACGUACCUGAAGCCUGACGAGAACAAAAAGUCAAAGCACAAGACUGCUGUGAAAAAGAAGACGCUCAAUCCCGAGUUCAACGAGGAGUUCUGUUAUGACAUCAAAUAUGCAGACCUCACCAAAAAGACCUUGGAGGUGACCGUGUGGGACUACGACAUUGGCAAGUCGAACGAUUUCAUAGGUGGUGUAUCUCUGGGUAUCAAUGCAAACGGAGAGAGGCUCAAACACUGGUUUGACUGCCUCAAAAACAAGGACAAGAAAAUAGAGCGCUGGCACACGUUGACCAAUGAAUUACCUGGUUCAUUAAAUGACUGA